AUGAUCCGCACAUAUCUGUCGGAAGAGGAUCAACGAACUUGGGAUCAACAUGUAUCCCCCGCAGCUUAUGCGUUGCGAAGUGCGGUUCACAAAGCGAUAGGAUUGGAACCAUAUAAGGCCAUAUUUGGGCAAACAAUGUUUCAACACGAGAGCAUUUAUGAGCUGCUCCGUAAACUCGAUGCGCUCAAGGAAGGCGAUUUGGAAGUGGUUUCCAGAAAUGAACGCAUGGAAUUAAUUAGAGAAAAAUUGAUUUGUGGCCUCGAGGGAGCGUGCAAGAAUGGACAGCGGUCGUACAAUACGAGGGCGCGGGCCGUGAGUUUCCUCGUGGGACAGCUCGUCUACCGCAAAAACUUCAAGUUGAGCAACGCGGCGGAGGGGUUUAACGCGAAGCUAGCGCCCAAGUAUUUAAGAUCGGUGGUGCGGGGAGUGAAAGGGAAUUCUCUUUACGAACUCGAAGACUCGUCAGGUCGACCCGUGGGUGUUUAUCACACCAAGGAUUUACGCGUUUGA
Rhagoletis zephyria (snowberry fruit fly) is the source of this 510-nucleotide messenger RNA. RefSeq lists its product as uncharacterized. The record is from RefSeq and is a predicted model, not a curated record. Gene Ontology annotation, molecular function: nucleic acid binding. NCBI's taxonomy places the organism in Eukaryota, Metazoa, Arthropoda, Insecta, Diptera, Tephritidae.